Messenger RNA from Cuscuta europaea, 2206 nucleotides. The record is from the annotation of a GenBank genome assembly. NCBI's taxonomy places the organism in Eukaryota, Viridiplantae, Streptophyta, Magnoliopsida, Solanales, Convolvulaceae.
CACAAAGUAACUAUCCUUUAGAGAGGUCUAAGAGCACCCUUAGGACCUCCCAUACGAACUCCCAAAGCUUAGAGAAGAAGAGUGCUACACAAAAUCAAAGAGAGCAAGAAAAAGGUAUUAUCUGCAGAAUUCGUAACAGUGUGUAGGGUUGAUUGUUCACCUCAUAUCUAGAGUUUCACUUGUUCAAAUUAGGCAUGUGAGGUGUCUAAAGCAAGAUCUCAAGACGAGGAUUCUGGGAAGGUGUAUAUCGCAACAAACAGAGUUGUGUAAGUCAUCCAAAUCAUCGUAGACAAACGCAAACUCGCAGAAUGGUUUUUCUUCUCUAAAGUGAGUUUGAAUCCAGAACAUUUCUUUUCAUUAUCUAAAUCAUUGAACGAGCGUGGAGACUAUUAUACACUAUUGAAAGUGUAGAAUAUGUUCUUGACAAGAUUAAGUUAUGGCUUUAGAGGUUAGACACUAACCUAGAAUGAACCUUGAAAGGUUAGGAAGCGAACUCGCCGGAAAUCACCCUUUCUAGAGUGUUUUCAUCCCGUUGGUUAGGGGCCGAGCUAGCACCUUGAGGAGGCUGCUUAGAACCCAUUUUUAGGCGAGGAAUCGGUUCUCAACUUUCCUUGUCCGAAGCUUUGACCAUUGGAUUGCGAAAGGGAAGUCUAAAGCUCAUUGGAGGUGAGGAUCGACAUCUAGUUGCUUACAACUUUAGAUUAAGCAUGAGAUUACCUAAAUGUCUAAAUCAUGUUUUCAUGGAUUAUGAUGCUUAAAUAUGAUAUAAUUGGUAAGGAAUGAACUUGAUUAUGAAUUGAGACCAUAUUGACAAAUAUGGAGUUAAUUGAUCUAGGCACAAAAGGGUUUGAAACUCAAAGGAGUGAGUAUUUUUUAGACUCAGACUAUUCUGAGGAGUAAUAUCCGAAGGAGGGUAGGGAAUGGUGUGGAGGUAGAAGUGUGGGCGGACGCUUGGCUACCGGGUGAGGGAACAUGAAUGAUUUCGUUUCCUCGACCCUUGGGAAUUAAGGAUAUGAAUGUUGCACCCUCAGAGACAUCAAAUGUAAAUUCUGGAAUAUGAAUAAAAUUUUAUCUCUCUUUAACGAGACAGAUAGAAAUAAUAUUCUUAGCAUCCCUAUUAGUGCUCAAGACAGGAAAGGUUGUUUUUGGUGGAUUGGGGAAAAUAAUGGUGUCUUCUCGGUUAAGAGAUGUUACUGUGCAUUGAUAGGGGAGAUGCAGGUCGACGGGUGGGAUGGGUGGAAGCAGCUAUGGGAUUUAGAAGUCCCUCCAAAGUUUAAAUUCUUUGCAUGGCAAGUGUUAGAUGGAUCUCUUCCGACUGUUGACAACCUAAGAAAGAAAGGAGUGGAGAUUCAGAAUGGGUGCAAGUUGUGUGUUGAGGCAUCAGAGUCACUUGAUCACGCAAUGCGAUUGUGUCCCUGGUCCGUCAAGUGUGGCUGCAGGUAGGAACUCCAAUAGAAGAGGAUCGGCCGGUGGGGGAUUGGUUGAGAGGAAGAAUAUCAUCAUCGAGAAACCGGGUAGGGGCAUAUUUAUGUCCAUGCUAUGGAGUAUAUGGAAGAGAAGAAAUAAUGCGGUGUGGAAAGAUAAAAAACAGUAAGCAACAAGCGUGAUAAAUGGGGUAGCGAGCAUGAUUGCCUGCUGGAAGGAGGCGCAUAUCGCGGCCAUAGAGAAAAAAUGGAAGAAGUCUGGUAUGGGGUAUAUUAAGCUAAAUGUAGAUGGAGCUGUAAACGAGGUUGGGUGGCAUGACAUGAAAAUUGUGACUUUGUCAAGGCCCGGGGAUCGUCGUGCUCGGCAAACUGGUCGGCAACAGAGACGGAAGCAGCGGGGCUUAGAGAUGCGGUUUUUGGAGCGGUAGAGGAAGGCUGGAGCAAAGUGGAGAUUGAGACAGAUGCACUCACUGUUGUGCAGGGGAUAAAAAAGGGAGGCGGCUCUUCUUAUCUCCGUCUUUUCACUGAUGAUAUUAGGAAAGUGUUAGAAACAAAGAGUAAUAUUAUAAUCUCUUUUUGUAGACAGUCUGCGAAUCGUGUUGCUCAUGUUUUAGCUAAAGCACACGUUAUGGUCUCAGAUCAGAGGGUUACCUAUGAUUUUAUCCCUCGUUAUAUUGUAUGUCAGUUGGCGAACGAUUUGCUUGAUUAAUGGAUUUGUGGGUUUUGAUGAUAAAAAAACAUAAAAAUUUUAAGUCUAUUUGACAACUAAUAUAUUCAUCUCA